CAUGCGCAGAUUUAUUUGGAUUUGUCUCUUUGCAUUGAGCGGAUUUGCGGCCGGCCAACUUAGUCCCAGCUCCGUCGCCAAAUGUGCGCCAGGGUUCUACAAAAAACUGUUUCGGCGGCAUGAUCUGUGCGUGAUAAAAGCUAUACAGGGGCAAGGCGCCAUCCUCUCGGCCUACAUCUACAAGUGCUACAACCCUAAGAACACGACUCAAUUCGACUUUCGCAACGUGAUCCGUUUCAUCACGAGUGGCAGCUUGUUCAAGGGCAGAUUCAGCAUAUACAUAUUCACCAAAGAAGACGUGGAGCUGCAGAAUUACCACUCGUGCAUUCCGUUUGAUAGGUGCGAAGGUCUUUUCCUCACGAACUUCACCACCCCUCUGCCUCCCGACUUUUACGUCGAAUCCAAUUUCGAGAAUGCGGCCGGCUACUGCCAUCCAGAUGUUAUUUGAUUACCAUUGACGAAAAAUGUUUACGAUGCUUUUUACAUUUUGCAAUCAAGCUAUGGAAAGGAGGAAAUAAACUAAAUAUUCUAGUG
Molecule: messenger RNA, 534 nt
Organism: Cloeon dipterum
Lineage: Eukaryota; Metazoa; Arthropoda; Insecta; Ephemeroptera; Baetidae
Exons: 3
Coding region: 2-448 (148 amino acids)
Source: RefSeq, a predicted model, not a curated record